This is a messenger RNA of Asterias rubens (European starfish), 2631 nucleotides long. Its product is annotated as mandelamide hydrolase-like. Bases 372 to 1727 code for a protein of 451 amino acids. The record is from RefSeq and is a predicted model, not a curated record. The transcript has 2 exons. Gene Ontology annotation, molecular function: catalytic activity. Lineage: Eukaryota; Metazoa; Echinodermata; Asteroidea; Forcipulatida; Asteriidae.
ACAAACAGACCGGAACUGUCAGUAAAUGGGAGUCCUGUAUUGUUAUUUGAGGGGUUUAGGCAACACCCCAAGGGGGUGAGAAUAUACUGCCUCGCGGUGUUUGAAUUGUAGUAAUUAUUAGAGAGUGGGUUCACACGGCCGAUCGGUGCAAUUAUAUCGCAGUAGGACGUUGGGUAUCAGCGCUUGCGUGAAAAGGGCUAAUGAGAACUGGAUAAAACACCCGGUGGUGUGAUUUGCUGAGUUACGUUACGUUACGUUAACAAUACGUGAUACCUUAUUGUGACGAUCACUAACCCUCAACUCUGCGCACGACUUGUCAGAAGCUGAAAGUCUGUCCAUGUGUAAGGUUUUUUGCUGAAAUUUUGUUCAAGAUGUAUCGUCUUACAAUCGGCGAUCUUCUGGAUCGCUUCAAGAAAGGUACCCUGACGUGUGAAGCGUAUACUAAGCGGAUGAUCCAGCGGGCUGAGGACCUGAAGAUUUUCAACUACUUCGUCUCCAUGGAUACAGAGCGGAUGUUGCAGAAAGCCAAGGAGGCAGAUGUCAGGUAUCAGAGCAAGACCAAUCGACCUCUUGAAGGAAUCCUAAUCGCCUUAAAGGAUAACAUCGACGUAGAAGGAGAGGUGACUGGAGCUUGUACUCCGGGUCUAGCUGGUCUCAAACCAAAGCACACAGCUGAGGUUGCUAAGAGGCUUUUUGACGCAGGGGCAAUCCACGCUGGUCGGACAAAUAUGCAUGAGCUGGCUGCUGGAGCGUCAACCAUCAAUCCGUACACAGGAGAUAGUCACAACUUUCACAACUUUGACUACAUUUGCGGGGGGAGUAGCGGUGGAAGUGGAGGGGCCGUCGCCGCUGAUAUCGUCCCCGUUGCCCUCGGUACUGACACCGGUGGAUCAAUCCGAAUUCCCUCUUCCUUCAAUGGUGUCUUCGGUCUGCGCACUACUAGCGGCCGUUGGCCGGCUGACUACGGUGUCAAGAUGACGCAUGUUAGAGACUCAGUCGGCCCCAUCACAAGGUGCGCCAAUGAUAUCGCGAUCCUAGAUCACGUGAUGACAGGGGAGGAACCUCUCGAUGACGUCACACCAGCAGAUAUUAGAAUUGGAGUGGCGAGACCUCACUUCUGGGAAGGUUUAGACCCUACGGUCCAGGAAUACGCGGAGAAAUUCUUGGCAGAGCUCAAAGACAAAGGUUUUACCAUCAUAGACGAAGGUGAAGUUCCAGGAGUUGCUGAGAUGUUUAGCAGCUACUUCCUACCAACCAUAAACUAUGAGUUCAUCCCUCGACUUCAGGAGUACUUGGAUCACCACGGACACAGAGUACCAGUUGAAGAAGUCGUCAACAAGAUAGCAUCACCAGAUGUCAGAGAGGUAUUCCAGUCUAUAGUUCAGCACCCAGUCAGUCAUGGGCUUUACCAGGCAGCGAUGACAGCCAGAGACAAGCUCAGAGACGACAUGAAGAAGUACUUCGAGGAUCACCAACUCGACUGCAUCCUCAUGCCUGCCAAUAAAGUACCCCCUCUGUUGAUCAGCAUUUACGAGCCCCCUACAGAAGAUGCAAUCACCCACAAUGAGGAUUGCGGUAACAUUUGCAACAACCCAUCCCUUGUGAUUCCGGGUGGGCGUGUCAGAGGGAGUGGGGUGCCCUUUGGAAUGCAGAUUGAAGGCCUCACUGGGAAUGAUAGGCGUCUCAUCGCAGUUGCAAAGGCGAUCGAAAAAGCUCUUGAGCUGUAGACUGUUUAACCUUAUAAAGACAAAGGACCACAAAAGGAGUUUGAACUUCCCGGGCUAUCUAACCCUACACAUCAGACUGGUAUGCUCAUUGCCAAAGCACAAGGACCACACGCUAGGAUGAUGAUUCAAAAGAGGGCGCUAUCAGAAGAAGUUUGUACACAGUUUGCCGUAUGUGGAAUAGGGGGGACAGAAUCUCCUGCCACACCAGCAUUUGGCUAGUAAUGGUUAAUAUAGCACUAGUUUUUGUAUCAGCCGGGGUAGAGGGCGCGGGUAGACAGGCUUGGGGUUGCACCAUUUCGAAAUUGCGCAAGUGCUAACUGUUGAAUGAGGUGCAUUCUGGUCUAUCUAGGGAUCAAACUUGAUCCAUAGCUAGACCAGAAUGCACCUAAGUACAUGCCUAACGCACGCGCACGAGUAUUUACGAAAGAUCUACUAGUUUGGGUGCGUUCGUUCAGUUCGACCCCGGUCUGCCCCGUAACGUUUGAAUAGCUUUGACGGGGCUCACCCGGGUCAUCCCCCAGUUCCCUGACUUGAGGAGCAUGCAUGCCGUCACCACGAGAGGGCGAGUGUGAUCGUUCGAUUAGCUAUUGUCAGGGGCUCAGCCGAGUGAGCACUGCGGGGUCGACCCAGCGGGAAGCUAAACGAACGCAUUAUAAUGUAGACAAAAGUAUGCACCAAAAGUAUCAAAUUCGUUUGAAUAUGAACGCACUAUUUGGGGGUCAUGUGCAACCAUGGAGGAAGGAAAAUAGACUAUUUUCCUUCCUCCGUGGUGCAACUAAAAGAUUGUAUUGUGUAUUUAUGGCAGGCUAUCACAACAUUUGAGUCCUGUGCUUAAAAAACGUUGCCUUGGAUCGGUCGAGUUGGUCUUCGAAAAGCGUUCGAAACCGUUUGUUAUAAAAUGCAU